Mirounga angustirostris (Northern elephant seal) is the source of this 3496-nucleotide messenger RNA. Its product is annotated as zinc finger protein 677-like. Bases 169 to 2262 code for a protein of 697 amino acids. NCBI's taxonomy places the organism in Eukaryota, Metazoa, Chordata, Mammalia, Carnivora, Phocidae. The record is from RefSeq and is a predicted model, not a curated record. Gene Ontology annotation, biological process: regulation of DNA-templated transcription. The transcript has 4 exons.
ACCGUCCACGGCCCGUCCCCCCGCCCCCGCAGCACGCCGCGCAGGCGCAGUACCCUGCAGACCCGGAAGCUGAGGGAAGGGCACAGUCAGGAUUGAAUUCUCAAGACUGAUCUUGUCUGAGGAAGAAGCAGCUUAGAGGAGGAGGAAGAGGAAAGGAGGGAGUCAGGAAUGGCUGUUUGUCAGGGACGCAUGACAUUCAGGGAUGUGGCCAUAGAAUUCUCUCAGGAGGAGUGGGAGUGCCUGGACCCUGCUCAGAGGGCCUUGUACAGGGACGUGAUGGUGGAGAACUACAGGAACCUGGUCUCCCUGGGUGAGGAUAAUGUUCCUCCAGAAGUCGGGAUCUGCCCCAAAAGCUCUGCUAGAUUCAUGAUCAAGGAAUUACUACCAAAGAAAGAAAUUAGUAACAGAGAAUUAUGCCAACCAGUGGUCUUGGGAAGACAUGAAAGCCAUGGCCUUGAGGAUUUUGACUUCAGGGAAGUUUGGGGAAAUAUGUAUGAAUUUGAGAGUAAGUGUGGAUAUGAAGAAAGAAAUUCCAAAGGAGUGCUUGUGACAGGUACUGUAAAUCUCCCUGGUAGAAAAGAUAAACAAGACAGCAAAUCCUGGAUUAAUUUACCGAUAAAGCAGAGUGUUUCUUUAAGAAAAAGUGCAUAUCAAAAUUUUAAACAAGGGAAGUCAUUAGUAAAAAAUUUGUUAAAAAUAAAAAAUAAUAUAGUCUAUGCAGGAAAUAAGUAUACAAAAUGUUUUGAAAAUAGAAUUGGAUUAAGCUUUCAGUCACAUCUGGUUGAACUGCAGAGACUUCAAACUGAGGAGAAAAUUAAUGAAUGUGAUCAAGUUGAGAAGUCUGUCAAAACUUGUUCUUCAGUUUUGCCACUUCAAAGAUUUCUUCCUAGUGUCAAAACCAACCUUUGUAAUAAAUAUGGAAGGGUUUUUAUGUUUCCUUCAUUGUUCACACAGCACCAGAAAACAAAAAUUAGAGAAAAACCAUACAAAUGUAAUGAGUGUGGAAAGACUUUUAGCCAUCAUUCAGUCCUUACUAGUCAUCAGAGAAUUCAUUCUGAGCAGAGACCUUACAAAUGUAAUGAGUGUGGUAAAGCCUUUAAGCAGUUCUCAAACCUCACAAGACAUCAGAGAAUCCAUACGGGAGAGAAACCGUAUAAAUGUAAUAUCUGUGAUAAGGUCUUUAAUCAAAAUUCCCACCUUACAAAUCAUUGGAGAAUUCAUACUGGAGAAAAACCAUACAAAUGUCAUGAAUGUGGUAAGGCUUUUAUCAAAUGUUCAGAUCUCUGGCGUCAUGAGAGAAUUCAUACUGGAGAGAAACCUUACAAAUGUAAUGAAUGUGGUAAGGGUUUUACCAAACGUUCAUAUCUUUGGGAUCAUGAGAGAAUUCAUACUGGAGAGAAACCAUACAAAUGUAUUGAAUGUGGCAAGGUUUUUAGGCAGUGGUCUACCCUCAGGAUUCACCGAAGAAUUCAUACUGGUGAGAAACCUUAUAAGUGUAAUGAGUGUGGCAAGGCUUUUAAGCAAUGCUCACACCUCACUAAGCAUCAGAAUGUACAUCCUGGAGAGAAGCCACACAAAUGUACUAUGUGCACCAAGGCUUUUAUCCACAUUUCAAGCCUUAUGAAACAUCAGAAAAUCCAUUCUGGAGAAAAACUAUACAAAUGUAAUGAAUGUGGUAAGGCUUUUAUCCAAAGCUCAAGUCUUGUGGAACAUCAGAGAAUUCAUACUGGUGAGAAACCUCACAAAUGUAAUGAAUGUGGCAAAGCCUUUACUGUGCGUUCAAGCCUAACUAAACAUAAAAAAAAACAUACUGGUGAGAAACCUUAUAAAUGUAAUGAAUGUGAUAAAACAUAUACACAACUUAUACACCUUACUAGACAUCAGAAAAUACAUAGUGAAAAGAAACAUUAUGAAUCUAGCAUACGUGAUGAUGCUUUUAUUCAAAGCUCAAGCUUGGGGGAUCAUCAGAGAAUUCAUGGAAGAGAGAAACCUUACAGAUGUCAUGAGUGUGGCAAAUCCUUUAACUGGUGUUCACGCCUUACUCGACAUCAGAGAACCCAUACUGGAGAGAAGCCAUAUAAAUGUAAUGUGUGUGGCAAGGCCUUUAGUCAAAAUUCAAACCUUACAAUUCAUCAGAGAAUUCAUACUGGAGAGAAACCUUACAAGUGUAAUGAGUGUGGCAAAGCCUUUAAGCAGUAUUCAAGCCUCAUAAGACAUCAGAAUAUACAUCCUGGAGAGAAACCACACAAAUGUGUGUGGUAAGGCUUUUAUCAAAGUUCACACCUUUGGGGUCAUGAGGGAAUGCAUCCUAGAAAGAAGCCAUACAAAUGUAUUGAAUGUGGCAAGGCCUUUCGACGAUGGUCUGACCUCAGGAUUCACCAAAGAAUUCAUGCUGAAGAGGAACCUUAGAAAUGUAAUGAAUGGCAUAAAUCAAUUAACCGUUUUUCACAAUACGCUAUAUAUACAUCAGAGAAUUUUUUUUUUAAUUUUUUAAUUUAUUUGCGAGAGAGAAUGAGAGACAGAGAGCAUGAGAGGGAGGAGGGUCAGAGGGAGAAGCAGACUCCCUGCUGAGCAGGGAGCCCGAUGUGGGACUCGAUCCCGGGACUCCAGGAUCAUGAUCUGAGCCGAAGGCAGUCGCUUGACCAACUGAGGCACCCAGGCGCCCUACAUCAGAGAAUUUUUACUAGGGAGAACUAGUCCAAGAUUAGUCAACCUCAGAUGUUAAAUUCUUCACAGUAAGUAAAAGUCAAAAUCAUUUUAAGACUCAAGAGAUGAGUGUCAGUGGAGCAAGGAGAGCUUUAGGAAUGUAACAUUUCUUUUAAAAAUACUUCUAUUACUUGAGGUUCCUUGAAAGGCCUACAUCACUAUUGAUGUCUUUUGAUCUGAAGUUUGGAAUUUGUUGAUGUUAUACCUUCAUUACAUGUUUUUCAUGUGUUACCAUGAUGGUCUCUGGGAGCAGAUCAGUAAGAUAAAGGGCCUACUUUAUUAAAUGGGAAUCAUUCACAUCGAUAUAUCCUGAAGGAACACUGAAUUUUAACAUACAGUGUUUUGUGGAAUUGAAUGAGUACACAGGUUGGGCAGAGAAUAUAUGUAAAAGAAUGAUGUAAAUAAUAUGUUCAGGAUCCCUUUUACAGAUUUGUCUUUAUAACAGAGGGCCACGGAUUAUCAGAAACCACUGCUCUGCCAGAGGAGCAUGAAACAGCAGGCUUUGAGAUUGAGAGACAGAUUUUCAUGAUAGGUUAGUAGGGAUUGCUUAUGUGAUAGAAAUAAUGGAGAAAUGAUGGUCAUCCUCUCCCUUUAAUGAAGAUAGUGGUUGUAUAUCAAAGAUGAGUGAACAGUUAGUCUUAUUUUGGGGAACUAAAGAGCAGUUAUCAGAAGAACUUAAUCAAAACAACCAGAAUACAGUGUACAGGUAUAGUAUUCCCGUUUAACCACUACACUGAUGCUGUUUUACUCAGAAUGUAUCAUACUUAUGUUUUAAGUAAUAAAAUUUAAA